Chilo suppressalis (striped riceborer) is the source of this 1659-nucleotide messenger RNA. The record is from the annotation of a GenBank genome assembly. Lineage: Eukaryota; Metazoa; Arthropoda; Insecta; Lepidoptera; Crambidae.
AUGUCUAUAAAAGCCUUCUUAUUGUUACGUAAUGUAGCAAGAUAUAGAAUUGUGAACUUUACGCCAAUUGGAUUAAGGACAUUUAGCAACAGGUCCCGAGAUGAAAAAGGAUGGGGUUGGAAAACUCCAGGGAUUGCCGCUUUGCUUGGUUCAGUAGUUGUUGGAUCUGCUUUAUCAGAAAGACUUGACCUCAGACAAAAGGCAAAACCUGCUACAGAAAAAGAAGUAAUAGAGGCUGGUGUAAAGAGACCAGACUUGCCUACCUACAGGGCCGAGGAAGUGAGCAAACAUGACACCAAGUUGAGUUUUUGGGUGACAUACAAGCAGGGGGUAUAUGAUGUCACCGAUUUCCUACCCUCUCACCCUGGAGGUGAGCAGAUUCUGAAUGCUGCUGGGUUGAGCAUUGAGCCGUUUUGGAAUGUCUACGGCAUGCACAAGACUGAAGAGAUUUACAAGUUGCUAGAGUCAUACAGAAUAGGUAACUUGCACGAGGAUGACUUGGUGGACCAUUCAGAUGAAGAGCUAUGGGCCCGGGAGCCCCGCAGAGACCCGAGAUUGUCAGUGAAGACUGCGCGCCCCUUCAACGCGGAGACGCCUCCGAAAUACCAGAUACUGCACUUCGAUACGCCCAACGAAUUAUUUUACGUGCGCCAACACAUGCCUGUUCCAGAGCUGGACCCUGAGACGCACCGCCUCAGCGUCGUGAUCAAAGAAGGUGACGGUCGCGAGAGGAGGACAGUUCUGUCGAUGCAGCAACUGCAGCAGUUGCCGCGGCACACCGUCAGGGCGGCGCUCAUGUGCGCGGGGAACAGACGGACGGAGAUGCACCAGCAGGUAAAGCCGGUCAAGGGCAUCAGUUGGACGACGGGCGCCAUCAGCAACGCUGUAUGGGAGGGAGUGUACUUGCGAGAUUUGCUGAUACUGUGCGGGGUCGACUUGGACAAUACUGAGGGGAAACACGUUAUUUUGACGGGCGCGGAUAUAGACGCGACGGGCGUCAACUUCAGCACGUCCAUUCCCUUGUCGCUGGCUUUGGAACCCAGCGCCCGUAUCCUGCUGGCCACCACCAUGAACGGGGCGCCGCUACCCCCCGACCACGGCCGGCCCCUGCGAGCGCUGGUACCCGGCGCGGCCGCAGUACGCAGCGUCAAGUGGCUAGAAUCCAUAACGAUAUCGGACGAAGAAAGCUCUUCCCACUGGCACCGCAAAGACUACCGUUCGUUCAACGCGUCUGUCACUUGGGAGACUGCAGAUUUCUCUAAAGCCCCGCCUGUAUACAGUGUGCCCGUCACUUCGGCCAUCUGCAGCCCCCAGCACGGGGACACUGUUGUAGUCAAAGACGGAUAUAUUAACGUUCAAGGUUACGCGUACUCCGGGGGCGGUGCCAAAGUGACCAGAGUGGAUGUUAGUGGCGAUCAGGGGAACACCUGGCUCGAGGCCAGGAUCACUGCUGCCGAUGCUGCUCCCCCGCCGCGGCACUACUCCUGGACGCUGUGGGAGCUGCAGCUGCCCGCCUCCAUACAGGCCUCGAUGGAAAUCUGGGUGAAGGCUACGGACAGCAAUUGCAACACGCAACCGGAAAAGUUCAACGACAUCUGGAACAUCCGGGGCAUCCUCGGCAAUGCCUACCACAAGAUCAAUAUUAAACUCAAACGCUAA